AUGGAUUUUAGUUUCCGAGCCAUUCACGAUGUCGUCCAUCCCACGGCUGCUUUUUCUGGACCAGACGAAGAGGUGGACUUCCAGUCUGUCCAUGAGCAGGAGGCGGGUUUCGCUGGCGGUGAGAGUGGCUGGGAGACGUCCCAGCUGAACCCCAAGAACCGCAUCACAAGCCUUGCACCGCUCUUGCAUCCCCUGUGGCGCCUUGAUGGCAGCACCGGCUUUGGCACGCAAUACUAUGCCAUCCCUCUUUUUCUAGCCGACCCGUCGCCCAUGCGCAUCGACGUGUUUAUCCACGAGGGGGCGUUGUAUCCUCCCCUCUUGCGCCAGCUUCUCAACCUCGACAGAGCCUUCUCGAUCAAGGAUGCCGGCCGCCUUCGGCAGUUGGGCAUCACCCAGCAUAUCCUACGGAUCUUACAAUGGCAUACGGUACACCCAGAUGGAGCAUUGCACCCGGAUGUUGUGGCGAGAUACUACCAACGCGGUCCGUUUGGGUCUCGCAUUGUCAUCGACAAUCUCAGCUGCCACAUCCAUAAGUCUCGCAUUCACGUCUAUCUCAACUACCCAUUGGAAGAGGACCUGCUGCCAUAUCGAGAGCUCCUGGCAAUGUGGGGCCUAUCAGGAGAACAGCCAACCGAGCCGAAGUGCGAAGGGAAAGAAGAGGGAGAAACGUCAAAACCCACUGGUUGCCAAAAAGGCGCUCGGGACGCCAAGGGAGCCAAGCUGCCGCCAGAGGUAGAUAUACAUGAUGUGAUCCUAGUCCGCCAGCUGCACGACAGCGUCUGCGAGGUACACAUCAAGGGCGACCCCGAAUACGAGACGAAGUUGAUCUUGCUCAAGUCUCUCAACAGCAGCGUGAAGUACUUGUACCACGAGCUGCGCACACUUCUCCGGGACGUGCCUGCACACGAGCAUGUCAUCGGCCGGCCUCGACACGUUAUUUCCAAGCCGUGCAUGUUCGGUGGAAAGCGCGGCGUCGUCGGGUUCACCCUCCCAUAUUACCCGGUUGGCACUCUGCGCGACGUGCUGCCCAUUCUGCGGCUGAACGGCCGUCUCGCCCUGGAUGACCAGCUGCGCUGGGCCUGCCAAUUGGCGCGUGCCAUGUGCCACAUCUGGUACCAAGGCCAAUGCUACUACCCGGAUCUGCGCCUAGACAACAUCGUGCUGAGCGGUGCUAGGCCACCAGCAGGCGACGUUGUCGUCAUCGACUUUGAGCAGCGUGGUGUCUGGAGCAGUUUCUCAGCGCCUGAGGUCGACUUUGUCGAGAAUCUGCGGAUCCUGUCUCGCGACGACGCGGACGUGGCCAGCGCCAAUCCGGACCAUGUCAUCCCAGAAGAGCACUGCGAGCACGCAAAGCAGGCACUAGCAGGAUGCUGGGUGGCAGCAGCGGCUGCAGAAGGCCGUCAAGGGGGUGAGGAGGACACCCAGCCCCCCCACGACCUGGCUGCGGUGGCGGCAUUCAUUGCCCACCUCGAGGACGACACGCGAUACACCAACCCGGCCCACGGCUACAAUAUAGCUUGGAUCUGUCUCACGCGGCGCGAGCAGGAGGCUGCCAUGGUGUACAUGCUGGGACGCGUGCUCUGGUGCAUCUUUGAGGGCAUGAGUGCGCCUCACCGAGGCGCAGUGUGGCAGUCAUAUCGCUGGGAGCCGGAGGAGGUGGAGUUUCCGUCAUACUUGCGCACGCCGCCGUCGGUGCAGGAGCUGAUCACACGGUGCCUGGGCGAGGGCGGCACCCGGGAGCAGAAUCAGUUUGUGCGGAGGGGCGGGAAAAUUUACAUGAAAGAGGAGGCAACAAGCGGUGAGCAGCAGCAGCCGCAGAGCGCUUACGCUGCCGGCGGUUCCGAUGGCACUGCCUAUCGACUAGUGGCGGACAACCUUGUGAGCAAGGCACGGAAAUUCUGGCAGACUCGGUUAGCCGAAGGAGCUGCUUGGCUUCAAGAGCGGAACUGCCGUCUGCUGCAGGAUAAGGCGUCAGCCGGCGGCGAUGGCGACAGAAGCGAGACUGCAUACGGCCGGCCGACUUUGCGCCAGGUGUCCCAGUGCCUAAGCGAACUGCAGGGACAGCUUGCAUCGUGA
This is a messenger RNA of Grosmannia clavigera kw1407, 2076 nucleotides long. RefSeq lists its product as uncharacterized. The transcript has a single exon. NCBI's taxonomy places the organism in Eukaryota, Fungi, Ascomycota, Sordariomycetes, Ophiostomatales, Ophiostomataceae. The record is from RefSeq and is a predicted model, not a curated record. The coding region runs from base 1 to 2076 and encodes 691 amino acids.